CUCUCAUUGAACAUCGAUUAUUUACAGUUAAAAACUUUUCUUUUUCCUUUUAUUUUUUCUCUCCUUUCCUGUGUGGUUUGAUUUGUGAUAUAAAUAAUCCUUUUUACUCUUUUAUACCACUUAUAUUUUAGGAAAAAAAUUGCCAAACAUUUCGAAUAAUAAAAGAAGACAGAUUGCUCCUGAUAUUAACGAUCUCAUUAAUAUCAAUUAUUCCAGGAAAAAUAACCAACCAUAUUUGAAUUCGUCUCUAAAUAACUUGUUAUUUUCUUUGUGUUCCUCAACUUCUCCAGCCUCUUUAUUAUAUAAUAGUAACAAUAUUCGUUUUUUAAAUCACCACCAUUAUCGUAAUCUUUACAAGUACAACACUAUUAACACUAACAAGAUCAAAAAAAUCAAAAUGUCAUAUGCUCUACCUGAAUCUCACAAGUCCAUGAUUGAAAAUCAUGUUGGGGAAACUGAUCCUGAAGUCAAGAAAAUUAUUGUCGAUGAAAUUGACAGACAACGCCACUCAAUUGUUCUUAUUGCAUCUGAAAACUUCACCUCAACUUCUGUUUUUGAUUGUCUUGGUUCUCCCAUGUCAAACAAGUACUCAGAAGGUUAUCCAGGUGCCAGAUAUUACGGUGGUAAUGAAUUCAUCGAUAAGAUGGAGAUCUUGUGUCAAAACAGAGCCUUGGAUGCCUUCCAUUUAACCCCAGACAAAUGGGGUGUUAACGUCCAAACUCUUUCUGGCUCUCCAUCAAACUUGCAGGUCUACCAGGCUUUGAUAAAACCUCACGAAAGAUUAAUGGGUUUGGACUUACCUCAUGGUGGUCAUUUGUCUCAUGGUUAUCAAACUGAUAGAAGAAAAAUCUCUGCUGUCUCAACUUAUUUCGAAACAAUGCCCUACAGAGUUGAUUUGGAAACUGGAAUCAUCGAUUAUGAUAUGUUGGAAAAAACUGCUGAAUUGUUCAGACCAAAAAUCUUGGUUGCUGGUACUUCUGCUUAUUGUCGUUUGAUUGACUACAAGAGAAUGAGACAAAUUGCUGACAAAGUUGGUGCCUAUUUGAUGGUUGAUAUGGCUCAUAUCUCUGGUUUGAUUGCUGCCGGUGUUAUUCCAUCUCCUUUCGAAUACGCUGACAUCGUUACAACAACCACCCACAAGUCUCUUAGAGGUCCAAGAGGAGCAAUGAUCUUUUUCAGAAGAGGUGUCAGAUCAAUUAAUCCCAAAACCGGCGUUGAAGUUUACUACAACUUGGAAAACCCAAUCAAUUUCUCAGUUUUCCCAGGUCAUCAAGGUGGUCCACACAACCACACCAUUGCUGCCUUAGCUACUGCUUUAAAACAAGCAGCCAGUCCAGAAUUCAAAUUGUAUCAAAAACAAGUCUUAAAAAAUGCCAAAAUCUUAGAAGAUGGCUUUAAGAAGCUAGGCUACAAAUUGGUUUCUGACGGUACAGACUCUCAUAUGGUUUUGGUAGACUUGAAGCAAAGUAAAGGUAUUGACGGCGCUAGAGUUGAAACCCUCUGUGAAAACAUGAACAUUGCUUUGAAUAAAAAUUCUGUUCCAGGUGAUAAAUCUGCCUUAGUCCCGGGUGGUAUUAGAAUUGGUACUCCAGCUAUGACAACAAGAGGUUUAGGCGAAUUAGAUUUUGCUAAGAUUGUAUCUUAUAUCAACAAAGCUGUUGAAUUAUCAAUUGAUAUUCAAAAGAAUUUGCCACCAACUGAAAACAAAUUAAAGGAUUUUAAAGCUGCUGUUGCAAAAGGUAUUCCAGAAAUUGAAGAACUAAAGAAAGAAAUAUCUGCUUGGAGUGCUCAAUUCCCACUACCAGUCAAUGAAUGGAAUUAAUUCUUUUUAAUUUCUUUUUAUUGGUUUCUCGUUAAAUCCAAAUUUUGUAAAUAAUCCAGUUUAUUUUCAAAUAAUACAUUCAAUCCUAUUCCAUUUUUCCUUUGUUUUCAACUAAUAAUUCAACUUAAUGAUAUUUUUAUAUUUUUG
Messenger RNA from Ascoidea rubescens DSM 1968, 1969 nucleotides. Its product is annotated as serine hydroxymethyltransferase. Gene Ontology annotation, molecular function: cobalt ion binding; pyridoxal phosphate binding; zinc ion binding. The record is from RefSeq and is a predicted model, not a curated record. Lineage: Eukaryota; Fungi; Ascomycota; Saccharomycetes; Ascoideales; Ascoideaceae. Gene Ontology annotation, cellular component: cytoplasm. The transcript has a single exon. Gene Ontology annotation, biological process: folic acid metabolic process; tetrahydrofolate interconversion; L-serine catabolic process. The coding region runs from base 398 to 1822 and encodes 474 amino acids.